AUGGCGUCUCAAGUAUUUGGUGGUGACGCUUUCUCGCCUCUGGCAGGAGAUUCUCCUUUGCCAAUUUUCAUGCACCACAGCUCAGCCGGGGACUGCCUGCCAAGCACCUCCCACGGCCACAGCAUGGUCUCUGCAGUCUCAUCCGGGCUGUCCCUGGGUCAGCCGCCCAAGCGUUCUCAAAUGCAGCUUUCCGCAAGCUCCCUGGCGAACCCCCUGGGCAACAGCCCCCCGAGCCUCCAUUACCCGGUCACACCAUGUCAUUACAGCAACCAGCAAGCCACCUACGGCAUCAUGGCAGCUCAGGAGAUGCUCUCUGCGAGUAUUUCUCAGACUUGUAUCCUGCAAACGUGUGGCGUACCCCCGCCUAACAUGGUGGGCGCUGCAAACUCGCUGCAAGGUUCACUGACACCAUGCUUGUACAAGUUUCCAGAUCCCGGUUUAAGCGGCAGCUCCUGCGCAUUAAGUCACGGUUUCUCAUCGCUGCCCUCCGCUCUCCUUCUAACUGAUGAGGCCCCUGGGGGCCCCGGUGUGGGCGAGAUGAAAGUUAACAUCCAGAAGAAGAGCAUCCGGGAGCUGGAAGACACCCCCGCUAUGGACUCCCCCCAGAUACAAGAGCUGGAGAUGUUUGCCAAUGACUUUAAGAUAAGGAGGAUCAAACUUGGCUACACUCAAACCAACGUGGGCGAGGCACUCGCCGCCGUGCACGGUUCAGAAUUCAGUCAGACCACAAUCUGCCGCUUUGAAAAUCUGCAGCUGAGCUUCAAGAACGCUUGCAAACUGAAGGCCAUUCUAGCCAAAUGGUUGGAUGAAGCUGAGCUCGCUCGAGCUCUGAACAAUGAUAAAAUUGGAAUGAAUGAGCGAAAGAGGAAAAGGAGAACAACUAUCAGCCUGGGAGCUAAGGAGGCUCUCGAGCACAGCUUUGUGGAAAAAAGUAAACCAUCUUCCCAGGAAAUAGCCCGGAUAGCUAAAGGCCUUCACCUGGAGAAGGAAGUGGUCCGAGUGUGGUUCUGUAACAGGCGCCAGAGGGAGAAACGAGUCAAAACCAGCCUCAGCUCCUGCUUGGCCAAAUUGAGUACAAACUGCUUAGGCCAGAUGAGUAAAACACAUCGGUCGAUGAUAUAAAUCAUGGAUUAACUCAUAAUAUUUUCCUUUAUAUUGAGUGUUUUGUCUGUAACCAAGCAAAAUUAAUGUUUUUUGUUGUUGUUGUUGUUGUUUUAGCACAAAAGGUGUGGGUGGCUCAACAGAAAAGAGAAGGGGAAAACAAAAUCUCAUUUUUAUAGCAUCAAGAAUUGUAAUUCACAUUAUGUCUUACUAUUUGUUUGUGAGUUGAGAUGCAAUUUUUAUUUCCCUAAUUAUACUUACAGUAGUUGUACUGCACAACACAUUAUUUAUAUUCAGAUGUAAUAUAUGAUAUUGUUUAGGAUAUUUAAAGUCAUUGGAGAGUGUUAACUCCACAAGUUGCUGUACUGCAAACUUGUGGCUGACAGGAAACAAUAAAAGGACCUAAAAAAAUGA
Molecule: messenger RNA, 1515 nt
Organism: Syngnathus typhle (broad-nosed pipefish)
Lineage: Eukaryota; Metazoa; Chordata; Actinopteri; Syngnathiformes; Syngnathidae
Gene: pou1f1
Product: POU class 1 homeobox 1
Exons: 7
Coding region: 1-1122 (373 amino acids)
Biological process (GO): regulation of transcription by RNA polymerase II
Molecular function (GO): RNA polymerase II cis-regulatory region sequence-specific DNA binding; DNA-binding transcription factor activity, RNA polymerase II-specific
Source: RefSeq, a predicted model, not a curated record